AAAUUAAGCAUUAAGUCUUAACAAUAAGUUACAAUAGCUUUGGUACGUCAGUUUUCUUAAUAUCCGGCAAGAAGCUACUGUUAAAUUCAAAUAUUAUUGUUAAAAAGCUUGGCUUAAUAUUUUAAUAAAAAUGGAAGAGUGUUGGGAUGAUGAACUUUAUGAUCCUUCGGCUCCAACUACUGAAUACAAUGUUCCAAAAUACACUCCACCUGCUAAACGAUGGGAUGAUAAUCAGAGUAACACUACUUGGAAUCAGAGUAACACUUCUUGGAAUCAGAGUAACACUUCUUGGGAUCAGAGUAACAACACUUGGGAUUCGGAAAAUUCCAACCAACGAUAUGUAAAUAAUUCUACAUAUGUUCCCCAAGGAAGACCUAGCUAUAAUGACCGGCCCCAAUUUUCUAACAGGGGUCCUCGUAAUUUUCAAAGGGACAAUACGAGGGAAGAGCAAGAUUGUACUGAAAUGGUAAUAGAUUCUAAUAAAGUAGGAAAAGUGAUUGGGCGAGGAGGUUCAAAAAUACAAGAGCUUCAAACUGAAAGUGGGGCGCGCAUAAAAGUCUUGCGCGAUGACGGCAACAGCAUGGACGGAACUACAGUACGUAUAACUGGUUCCCAAGAAUCUCGCGAUGCAGCCAAAAAACUCAUAGAGGACUUGACUACCGAUUUCCAAAGAUUCUCCACUGACUCAUCUGCUCGUUCUGGUGAAAGAUCAGCGUACAGCGACUCUUCAUACGCUGACUCUGCUCCGAAUGGCACAACAACAUUUAUCGAUUGGGAUAAAAUUGGCCAAGAGUGUGAAGAAGCAAGAAAAAGAAAGCUUGCUUCACUCCCUCCCAUUAUAAAAAUGUUUUACUCGGAAGAUCCUAGUGUUACUGCUAUGUCCAAAAAGGCUGUUCACGAGUUUAGAAUGAUGAAUAAUAAUAUAUCUGUAAAUAAAGUUAACGAAGAUGAUGAUAGGCCUACACCUAAUCCUGUCACUACAUUCAAACAUGCUUUUCAUCCUUAUCCAGAACUUUUGGAGGAACUGCAAAAACAGAAUUUUAAAACUCCAUCACCUAUUCAAAGUCAAGCUUGGCCAAUACUGCUUAAUGGAUACGACAUGAUAGGAAUAGCGCAAACUGGAACUGGUAAAACGAUUGCCUUUUUAUUUCCAGCUCUGAUACACAUUGUGGGUCAGGUGACUCCCAGAUCUCAACGUGUCGGACCGACCUGUCUCAUAUUAGCUCCGACGCGCGAACUUGCUCAACAAAUUGAAUCUGAGGCAAAGAAAUAUACCUACCACGAUAUCAAGUGUGUUUGCAUUUACGGCGGCGGGAGUCGAAGAAAUCAGAUCGGCGUGGUAACCAAGGGAGUUGACAUUGUGAUUGCCACCCCAGGACGACUAAACGAUUUGGUAAUGAACAAAAUUAUAGACGUGACAGGUGUGACCUAUUUAGUCCUCGACGAAGCCGAUCGUAUGCUCGACAUGGGUUUCGAGCCACAGAUUAGAAAAAUUGUGAUCGACAUCCGACCCGAUCGGCAGACGGUGAUGACAAGUGCUACUUGGACGAGUGAGAUUCAGCAUUUGGCUGCUCGCUACAUGACAAAUCCUUUCAAGGUUAAUGUUGGAGCAUUGGAUUUAGCCGCUGUCCAUUCUGUUACACAGGAGAUUGUUUUUGCGGAAGACGAAGAUCGACGGGAAAUACUUGAAGAGUUCAUAGGAAAUAUGGGAUCUGGUGACAAGGUCAUAGUGUUCGUUGAGCGCAAGUGCAUCGCUGACGAUUUGUCUAGCGAUCUAUUGUUACGGGGUGUUUCCCUGCAAUCUAUCCAUGGUGAUAGGGAGCAGUGUGAUCGAGAACAGGCUCUGGACGAUUUGAAAACAGGCGCUGUCCGUAUAUUGAUUGCUACAGAUGUCGCAUCAAGAGGGUUAGAUAUUAAAGAUAUAACCCAUGUGUUCAAUAUGUAUUUUCCAAGAAACAUUGAAGAAUAUGUUCAUCGUGUAGGACGUACUGGGCGUGCAGGAAAUACUGGUCAUGCCAUUUCCAUAUUUACGAGGCAAGACUGGAUGCACGCUGGUGCUCUAGUUAAAAUUUUAGAGGAAGCCGAUCAAUUUGUUCCCGACGAAUUGUACGAAAUGUCUAAGCGCUAUAAAGCCUGGAAAAUGAAGAAGCAGGCAGAGGAAGAGGCCUAUGGAGGAAGGCGUUCAAGAGGUGGAGGAGGUGGGAGACGACGUUUUUGAGUUCAGAUUUUGCUUCGUUUUUGUUACAUAUUAGUUAUAUGAAUUGUGAUAUAUAACUGUUUUAACAUAACCAGUUUUGCAUUUUUUCAUUUUGUGAAACAUCAAUAUUUAUUUAAUAUCAUUUCUGUAUAGAAAAGAAUAAAUUUGUGUUGUUGCAGGAAGAUGUCUGGAAAUUCGCAUUAUAAUUCUUGAACUUUAAUAAAAACAUGUUAAGUUUA
Messenger RNA from Parasteatoda tepidariorum (common house spider), 2436 nucleotides. RefSeq names its product putative ATP-dependent RNA helicase DDX43. Gene Ontology annotation, molecular function: RNA binding; ATP binding. NCBI's taxonomy places the organism in Eukaryota, Metazoa, Arthropoda, Arachnida, Araneae, Theridiidae. The record is from RefSeq and is a predicted model, not a curated record.